AUGGAGAUACUAGGGUUGCAUGCCCCGCAAAAUGCCAUGAUGCUUCUGGGUCAAUGCUUCCAGCGACCAAUUUACCAUCUCUCAUCUCUUUCAACCCCAAGUGAUCCACUCGACGGCUUACCACCACCUUACACAGAGUACGACCCGCAGUCUGCGGCUCAAACGCCCCAAUAUGAGAUACCAUCCUAUACUGCAUGUGAAGAUAUCAGCACAUCAGCAACGGCCAAAUUACCAUCUGCCAUGAACGGAUACUUUCAAUGGAAACUUACAACCACAUUUCAUCUUGGGCCGACCGCGGACGAAAAGCUAUACGCGGUUGUCUUCAAUAACAAAACUACCAUCAUGUUACACGAUGGUCCAACUAACAAGCACCCAUUAAUGGCAAUGGCUCAGAGUGACAGAUGGGGAAGGAGCAGACCCGUCGUUAUCACACUCCCACUUCGUCCAGGGUCUCAGCAUCAAGACUCCACCGUGGAACAGGUCGUUCCCGGCGGACCGUUGAAGCACUUUUCACCUAGCCACAUGUUCGAAAUAUCCGUGGGUCCAAAAGGAACAGCACGGGGGAGGUUUGAGUGGCGUAACAGCCAUGGCAACGAAAUCAAAGAACCUGUCGGUUUUUCAUAUGGAUGGAAAUUGGUGCGGUUGACAGGACCGGUGAACAAUGUAGCCGGGAGCAGAAAGGAGCGCGCCCGGGGUUAUACAAGCGAUGGAUUAGAGAUUGUGGCUCUCAUCGCACACAACGCUUCUUGGAGCAUGACCAAAGGGUUUUGA
Molecule: messenger RNA, 771 nt
Organism: Penicillium verrucosum
Lineage: Eukaryota; Fungi; Ascomycota; Eurotiomycetes; Eurotiales; Aspergillaceae
Exons: 2
Coding region: 1-771 (256 amino acids)
Source: RefSeq, a predicted model, not a curated record